UAGAGAUUGUCAGUUUUUUCCUUGUUACGCCUGUGGGUACGGUUUGCGCCGCUUGUUCAAGAGGCUAUUUCUUCACGGGAGGGGUGGAGAGGAAAUGAGGGGUGUCAUUUCUCUUUUCUUCGCCCCUACCCCCCCGAAAAACAAAACAGUCAGGGGUUUCUUUAAAGACGAGCUUGUAGUGGACUGAACAGCUGCUGGUGCAGCCUUGCGCCGGAGGGAUCAGGUGGCAGGACAGGCCCUCACUGCGCCAGGGGAGUAGGGCCGGCUGGGGUCGGCCUCCCGUCGUCACAAGCGCGCCGCGUCCCGGAGAGAGGCUUCUGGGCCCGUGUUCCCCAGCCCGGACAUGCCGGUGUUUGUCGACGACCCCGUUUUGCUCUCCAAGGAGAGGCUGAAGUCGGAGCUGGUGGCCCACAGCGUGCCGCUGCCUCCGGGAGAGAAGAAGAAGCAGGUUUACUUGGAGCUCUACCUGAAACACGUAGCCCACAAAAAGCCUGCGGACUUCUCUAGCGACGAGGAGGAGGAGGACGGGGCGCCCGAAGGCGAACUUGAAACUGUUAUUGAAGAGGAAGACGAAGACAAAAAUACAGAAGUCAUGGAUGUCUACCAGCUGACUGAUGAGCAGCUGAAGGGGGAGCUGAUAAAGCAUGGAGUGAAGCCAGGCCCCAUUGUAGCGUCCACGCGGGCCCUCUACGAGAAGAAGCUGCAGAGGCUGGUGGACCCCAGCCGGAAGCCAGCCCCCGAACUCGCCCAGAACAGUACCCAUGAUGCCAGUCAGUACUCCGACAGCGAGGAGGACGAGACGGGUUCAGAAUAUGAACCGCAGAGGGCUGUGACAGGCACCGGCAGGGCUCACCAUGGUCACAGUCAGCUCAGCCAGCACAGGGAAGGCAGUCCUCCAAAGAAUGAUGAGGACUUUUAUUUCUACCCACAGUGUUUCUCAGCUUGUCAAAGAACAGUGAAGCUCAGGAAUAAUCCUGCUGGUGAGUGUGUGUCCACACCAGAUAAAAGCCAAGGUCCUGGCUCACAGUCUGCUCCUAUUCAAAGGGCCACCUUCACUGGAAUACCUGCAGAUCCUGGGGUGUCCCCUCCUCUGUACUCAUCCCUGCAGGCCAGUAAUGCUGCCAGUCCUGCUGUCUCUGCAGGAGCCGUUUUCAGCAUCACAAAACUGGUCGAGGAGCUGGAGAGCAGAUCACCAUCUACUCCACCUUUAAAGCCUCCAAGAAGAGGCAGUGACCCGAGCUGCAUUACUGCGAGUCCAAAGAUGAAGGGGGGUCUGAUAAUGGUGGACAAGGAUACGAUGACGAGCAACACUCCAAAACAUGCACUCAAGGGCUCCCUUCUUGAACGGGACAUCCAGGGAGAAUACAGGCCCAGGAAGGAGGAUGUCCUGGAGGAGAUGUUUCCUGAUGAAGUUCGCACCCCAACGGGCAUCAGUGCCACACGCAGAAGACCCAUCAAGGGUGCAGCAGGCCGCCCGGUGCAGUUCAAGUACAGCGAGAUGGUGCCCCACUCUAGACCCCUUCAGCAGGAGAAACAAGAGGAGUUGCGUUGUUUCGUUCCCAUCUGGAUCCAGGUCCUGGUCUUCUUCGCCUUAGCUGGCUUCUUCCUGUUCGUCUACUAUACCAUGAACAGCCUGUCUGAGUACACAGAAAUCUCCGGCCAAGGAUCAGAAGUCACUCAGGAGCAGCUGCCUGCAGCCCCACAGGAGGCUGCGAUGGCGCAGGAUACACCACUACAUACAUUUGGGCAGGAGUGACACCAGAUACAGGCACCAGUCCUUCUGCACCUACAGGGUUAAACAGUGUUCCUUAUCCAAGGUCCUGGGAGACCCCCUUAAGCCAGGGCUGUUUUGAUUGUGGAUUGUUUAUUUUAAAGAACUACGGAACAGCUGUGGCUUGUAUUUGGUGUAAACCAAUUUGUUUUGAAUGAGUGGACUGGGUUCUAUGUAGACUGAUGGCAUUCUCCCAAUAUGAGGGUUAGAAAUGGUUAUAUGCUUCUGAGGUGGAGGGGGGAGAGUUAUUUUUGCAGUUUUAUAAAAAUUCAUCAGGUCUAGGGCUUUUUAUUCUUUUGGUGCUAAAGAAAAGUGCCUUUCUGGAGAAACAGAAAUUAAACCUAGGAGUUUGGUCAACGUUUUAUAGAUAAUGAAGCAAUAAAGUUAAGAGCAACAGCAGUUCAGUUCUAAUUUCAUUUGGAGAUCUAAAGAGCUUGUCCUCCAUAGGUUUUCGGUGGUGGUUGAGUAAGGCUUAACAUCCCAUGGUUGUGCGGCACAAACGGCCUAAGGUCUCAGGUUGUAUAAGCACUUCUAAUAUUUCCGCAUCUCAGAUUCCCACUCUGUGUAUGGAAGCACAGAGAAAAGGGGAGGUAAAAAGGAGCUCUCCUGUGGCAUGUAUGAAUGUUAGAAGGUGUUAUCCUCUGCCUUAUAGUGGUAUGCCAGCAUAGACCAUCUGGAAGUGUUCCAGCAAUUUCUGAAGAGAUUGGUAUUUUCACGAUGCGAAAGAAGCCUGAUCGUCAGUAGAAACGUAGCGCCACAGCGCCAUCCCAGCACAGCCCAAGGGGGUCUCCAGUCGUUUGCACUUGAACUGCAGCCCUUGACUUCUGGCUACUGGUUUUAAGAAAUAUGUAAUGUUUGGUUCGUGUCCUUGUAGGUUUUGUAGGCGUUGUUGUAAAAACUGGUAUGUUUCCAAACUAUUUGAAAAAAGGUUUAAUAAAGGAUUUAUUUCAUAAAUGA
Messenger RNA from Lepisosteus oculatus (spotted gar), 2728 nucleotides. NCBI's taxonomy places the organism in Eukaryota, Metazoa, Chordata, Actinopteri, Semionotiformes, Lepisosteidae. The record is from RefSeq and is a predicted model, not a curated record.